AGACCGCUGUGUUGCUCUGUAGGCCGAUGCUGCAAAUCGCGACAGCAGCUCUGCUAGAACAGCAAAAUAUUUUCACCCCUGCCUUUUACUCAGAAUCAAUAGUUUCUUGAAAAUGCCUCCCAAGAAGAAGAAAGGAGGGAAGAAGGGGUCGGCCAAGGGGAAGAGCCCCACUGUGGUGGACGGGAUUUCCACGGAGGAAAUGUCCAAGGAGCAGCUGGAGGAGCACAUUGUCCGCCUGCGAGAGGAGCUGGACCGGGAGAGGGAGGAGCGCAACUACUUCCAGCUGGAGAGGGACAAGAUCCACACCUUCUGGGACAUCACCAAGCGCCAGCUGGAGGAGAAGAAGGCGGAGCUGAGGAACAAGGACCGGGAGAUGGAGGACUCCGAGGAGCGGCACCAAGUAGAAAUCAAGGUGUACAAACAGAAGGUGAAGCACCUGCUGUACGAACAUCAGAACAGCACCUCCGAGCUGAAGGCAGAAGGGGUCAUCUCUGCGAAGCUGAUGCAGAAGGAGCAGAGCGAGAAGGAGGACGAGCUGCGGAAGGGUAUGCGCACGCUCAAGGUGGAUAUAAAAGAGCAGGAACUCGCCAAUGAGAAUUUGGUCAAGAGCUUGAAACUGAAACACGAUGAAGAAAUUUCCAAACUGAGGAAUGAUUUUGAAAGACAAGUGCGAGAAAUAGAAGCAAAGUAUGAGAAGAAGAUGCAGGUGUUGCGGGAGGAGCUGGAGCUCAGGCGGAAGACGGAGAUCCACGAGAUCGAGGAGAGGAAGAACAGCCAGAUCAACACGCUGAUGAAGAACCACGAGAAAGCUUUCAGCGACAUCAAGAAUUACUACAACGACAUCACCCUCAACAACCUGGCCCUGAUCAACUCGCUGAAAGAGCAGGUGGAGGAGAUGAAGCGCAAGGAGGAGCGAAUGGAGAAGGAGAUGGCGGAGGUGCUGCUCCAGAACAAGAGACUCACAGAGCCCCUGCAAAGGGCGAAGGAGGAGGUGGCUGAGCUCCAGAAGCAGCUGGCCAAUUAUGAGAAGGAUAAGGUUUCCCUAGCGGGGGCCAAGGCGCGUUUGAAGGUGGCAGACAAGGAAAUGAAAGACUUGAAAUGGGAGCAUGAAGUACUGGAACAGCGGUUCAGCAAGGUUCAGGCUGAGCGAGAUGAGCUGUACCAGAAGUUUGUGAAAGCUAUUCAGGAGGUCCAACAGAAGAGUGGCUUCAAGAACCUCCUGCUGGAAAGAAAGCUCAGCGCUCUCACCGAAACACUGGAGAAGAAAGAGGCUCAGCUGAAUGAAGUCCUUUCUGCAUCCAACCUCGACCCAACAGCACUGACCAUUGUAACACGCAAACUGGAGGAUGUUUUGGACUCCAAGAAUGUUGCUAUUAAAGAUUUACAGUAUGAGCUGGCUAGAGUUUGUAAGGCUCACAAUGAUUUGCUGCGGACAUAUGAAGCUAAGCUGCAUGCUUUUGGGAUUCCAGUGGAUGAGCUGGGAUUCAAACCGCUGGAGAGCACAGUGGCAGGACAGACUCUUGGGAAGGGGCCAGCAGGACUGGUUUCUUCCCCAACAUAAAAAAACUGUCAGAGAUGUUGCUGGACAUUGAUAAAACAGAGGACGUCUAAGUUUCUUCUUGAAUCUUGAA
This is a messenger RNA of Lepisosteus oculatus (spotted gar), 1631 nucleotides long. RefSeq names its product growth arrest-specific 8 (gene drc4). The record is from RefSeq and is a predicted model, not a curated record. NCBI's taxonomy places the organism in Eukaryota, Metazoa, Chordata, Actinopteri, Semionotiformes, Lepisosteidae. Gene Ontology annotation, cellular component: microtubule; motile cilium; Golgi apparatus. Gene Ontology annotation, molecular function: microtubule binding; small GTPase binding. Gene Ontology annotation, biological process: flagellated sperm motility.